Fonticula alba is the source of this 2184-nucleotide messenger RNA. RefSeq lists its product as hypothetical. The record is from RefSeq and is a predicted model, not a curated record. Lineage: Eukaryota; Rotosphaerida; Fonticulaceae. Gene Ontology annotation, molecular function: protein binding; protein-N-terminal amino-acid acetyltransferase activity. The coding region runs from base 1 to 2184 and encodes 727 amino acids. Gene Ontology annotation, biological process: N-terminal peptidyl-methionine acetylation. The transcript is spliced from 9 exons. Gene Ontology annotation, cellular component: cytoplasm; NatA complex.
AUGACUUCCAACGCCGCGAAUGCCGCCCGCCGCGAUGAGCAUCAGCUGCGCUUUAUCCUGCAACUCCACGACUCGCAGCAGUAUCGCAAUGCGCUCAAGGAAUGCGACAAGAUCCUGAAGAAGCAGCCGACCAGCGGUGGUGUCCUCGCGCUCAAGGCCCUGACGCUGAACUUCCUCAAGCGCAAGGAGGAGGCCUAUGAGCUUGCCCGUCAGGCGGUGCAGAACAACCUGACCAACUUCCUGUGCUGGCAUGUCAUUGGUCUGAUCUAUCGCUCGGACCGUAACUACACCGAGGCCAUCAAGUGCUAUCGCAAUGCGCUUCGCAUCGACCCUCAACCUCCUCCUGCAGGAGCGCAAGUUCACCGAGUGCCUGCCGACCUUCUGGCCAACCUGAACCGCACGGCCGAGGCCGAGGCCAUCCUGCUGGCCGAGUUUGACCGGAACCCGGAGAACGCCGACCUGGUGCGGGCGCUGCUGCGCGUGCGCGGCGGUGCCGACGCCGAGGCCGGCCUCUACGCGGAGCUGGCCCAGCGCCGCCCCCGGUCGCAACUGGUCCGCCAUCUCCAGCUGACGAGCAGCACCGGGGCGGAUUUCGCCCGGCAGCUGGCCACCGGGGUGGUGGCUGGCAUCCGGCGCUGCGUGCCGUCGACCUUCAACUCGCUGAAGGCUCGGCUGUAUGUGGAUGCCGAGUCGCGCACCAUCACCGAGACCCUGGUGACGGAUCUGCUCCGGUCUUCGGAGGCCGGCGGGCGUCUGCAGUCGUCGCUGCUGCCGGCCGGCGAGGAGAAGGCCGACUUCUCCGAGCCUGCCUCCUCGCGCCUGUGGGUGCUCUAUUUUGCGGCCAACCACUAUGCCGCUGUGCUGGACCUGGAGCGGGCUCUGGAGCUGGUGGAUCUGGCCAUCGCCCAUACCCCGACCCUGCCCGAUCUGUACAUCCUCAAGGGGAAGCUGCUGAAGUCGUGCGGCGACCUGAAGGGCGCCAUGGCCGCCUCGACCUACGCCUUCGACCUGGACAAGCAGGACCGCUACCUGAACACGGAGGCCUGCAAGAUCUCCCUCGAGGCGGGGGAUCUCGCGCAUGCCGAGAAGCUGAUCGAGAACUUCACCCGCGCCGACCCGGACGGCGCCAGUGUCCUCAAGUCCCUGGACCAGCUGCAAUUCUCCUGGUUCUCCACCCUGGCCGGCAAGGCGCUGCUGAAGGACCGCCAGGCGUACAAGGCCCUGGCGCGCUUCCGCCAGGUUCACCGGAUCUACCUGGAGUUCUGGGAUGACCAGCUGGACUUCCACACCUAUUGCCUGCGCAAGAUGACCCUCCGUGCCUAUGCCAGCCUCAUUUCCUAUGAGAACCGCAUCCGCAAGGAUGUGGCCUUCUUCGAUGCCGCGCUCGGCGCCAUUGAGGCGUACAUCUUUGUGCAUGACCACCCGGCCGAGGCGGGCCGCGAGCUGGCCACAGUCCUGAAGGCGCAGGAGAAGGUCGCGGUCAAGCAGCGUGCCGCGGCCGCGGCCGCCGGCAAGACGUACACCGUCCCGGCCACCGAUGUCGAGGCCGUUGAGGAUCUCCUCCAGGAGGCCAUCGACAACUUUGUCCGGCCGCUGGUCCAGGACUACCCGGGGGACAUUCGCGUGCAGGUUGGCGCGGCGGCGAUCUACGCACGCAAGGGCCUGCUUGAUCUGGCCCAGCGUGCCCUGCUGGCUGGCCUGGCCAUUGACGCCUCGCACCCGGACCUGCUGGUGGCUCUGGUGUACUUCCUGACCAAGGCUGUUCCGGCAUCGAGCGGUUUCGCCCCCGACGCUGGUCUGCCUACUUCGGCGGAGGCUCUCAUCGCCGCGGCCCCGCGUAGCAGCAUCCCCCACCUGAGUGGUGUCCUCCGGGCCACGGCUCUCAUGCAUGGGCCGACUGCCGCCGAGACCCAGGCCGCCGGGAUGGCUUUCGCCACGGCGACCGGUGCUCUGACCGCGGACCAGAUCAGCGUGGUCGAGGACCUCCCGGUGGCGGAGGCCGCUCUGGCCUGGCUGAAGGCCCAUGGCCAGGAGGCCGCGGCCAGCGCCUUCUCCGAGGCGUGCCAGAAGAUUUGGCCGCGUGCCACCGCCUUCGGCAGUGCCGCCUUCUCGAUAGAUGAGCUGCGCCAGUCUCUGGCUCUGGCGUCGGGCUGCGAGAAGGAGGGCUUCUCGCCGCUCGCCUGA